Molecule: messenger RNA, 2870 nt
Organism: Helianthus annuus (common sunflower)
Lineage: Eukaryota; Viridiplantae; Streptophyta; Magnoliopsida; Asterales; Asteraceae
Product: pumilio homolog 6, chloroplastic
Exons: 10
Coding region: 270-2552 (760 amino acids)
Biological process (GO): post-transcriptional regulation of gene expression
Cellular component (GO): cytoplasm
Molecular function (GO): mRNA binding
Source: RefSeq, a predicted model, not a curated record
UUUGUCCCUCUUCCAGUAUCAUUUGCACUACCCUUGUAUGCAUAAUACAAAUUCAAAGAUUGGAAAUAGCACCUUUUUAUGUCCUCUAAAAGCCCCACCCCAUUUCAUUUUCAACUCUUCUUCACCAGCACCUUUCCUAAAGAAUCUAGGGUUUCAAGAUCAUAUUUGCUACCAUACCCAGUUAUUUGAAAUUUCUGGACAAUAAAGGAAGGUAAAAGAUGUGAUAACUUGGAUACAAAAAGUGGGAAAUUUGAAUUCUUUUAAGUGAAAUGGCGACUGAAAGCCCGAUAAGAAUCACGGAAGCAAGGGGACAAUGGGCAUCACAGAGUAAUAUAGGCCCUAAUCGAAGCGGAAGUGCACCUCCAAGCAUGGAAGGUUCAUUAGCAGCAAUCGAAAACCUCAUGUCUAGACAUAAAAUUUCCGCAGAUGUUACCGAGUCCGAAGAACAACUUCGUGCCGAUCCUUCUUAUUUCGCAUAUUAUUCGACCCAUGGCAAUUUGAACCCGAGACUCCCUCCACCCCUACGGAAUGUAGCAACUAUGGGAAAUAAUCCAAGAUUUACGUCGGUUGAUGAUUCGACCCGUUCGACUCAGGGUAAUCUUUCUACUCAUAAGGAAGAAGUCGAUGACGAUGAAUCAACAAAACAGGAAACUUCUCCGCAUAACGUUGAAGCGGAUAAUCAUGAUGGUGGCAAUACGGGACAGGUUUCCAACUCAUCGGAAGAUGAUGUGUCAACUAGUGCUGAUGUGUCAAGUUUAACAAAUGAAAUGGCUGCUAUUAGUAUGUCUAGUAUCCCAAAUACAGAAAGUCAAAGUCAAAGGGAACGACGACCAAGUAUGUUGCACGUUAAUAUCCCACAUCCUCAAAUUGUGUCACAAGGUCAAACUUAUGUAGGGAUGAAUCAAUAUCUUCUAACUCCAUCAAGUUUCUCACCCGAGGUACAACGGGCACUGCAGUCGUCUGGCACUACACCACCGAUAUACGCGUCCGUUUCACCUUAUAUGAUGUCACCAAAUCAUGCUUACACAAAUAUGUACUUUCCUCAACAAUACCAACAAUACGCUGUUGGUGGGUAUGCUUAUAAUCCACCGUACGUGCCAGGGUAUCUCCAUACGGGCCCCGUUCAAAUGCCUUUGGACAUUCCUUUUUCGCCAAGCUAUAUCGGUCAAGGUCAAAGUCAACAUUUGAACAAGUUUUAUGGGCACCCCGGGUUACCGAUUCAACCUCCGUUUUCUGAAAGUUUGCAGCUUUCUACUCGUGGAGAAGACCCGAUACAAAAGCAACAACCGUUAGGAAAUGUAGGUCAUGGUAACUUGAACCCGAGAAGAAUAGAUACUGCAAGUCCUUACUACUUAGGAAGCCCAACCAAUAUGGGUAUUCUACAGUUUCCGAACACAGCGUAUGCUAGUCCACCUGUGCCAGGAUCCCCGAUGGGUGGGGUCGGUUUUCAAAGAAGUGGUACGAGGUCAUACGGUGGAAAUCAGGUUUUCAAAGAUCCAAAAACGUAUUCUUUUCUUGAAGAACUUAAAUCUGGUAAAGGUCGCAGGCUUGAGCUAUCCGAUAUUUUUGGCCACAUUGUUGAAUUCUGUGGUGAUCAACAUGGAAGUCGAUUCAUUCAACAGAAGCUGGAAGUGUGUAGCAACGAGGAUAAGGAAUCUGUAUUUAAGGAAGUUCUUCCUAAUGCUUCUAGAUUAAUCACCGAUGUUUUCGGUAACUAUGUUAUUCAAAAGUUUUUCGAGUAUGGAAGUAGUGAGCAAAGGAGGGAGCUUGCAAACCAGCUUGAAGGUCAAAUAUUGACUUUAAGCUUGCAGAUGUAUGGCUGCCGAGUCAUCCAAAAGGCACUUGAUGUUAUCGAGGUGGAACAAAAAAUCAAGCUUGUUAGUGAACUUGACGGGUAUGUUUUGAAGUGUGUUUGUGAUCAAAACGGAAAUCACGUGAUACAAAAGUGUAUAGAGAGUAUUCCGAUGGAGAGAAUCAAAUUUGUAAUCUCAUCUUUUCGUGGUCAAGUUUCAGCCCUUUCAACACAUCCGUAUGGGUGCCGUGUCAUACAGAGGGUUCUAGAACACUCUACAGAUGAAUUACAAAGCCAAUUUAUAGUCGAUGAGAUAUUGGAAUCCGUUUAUACUCUUGCACAGGACCAGUAUGGCAAUUAUGUAACUCAGCAUGUGUUAAAGAGGGGAAGGCCCGAGGAAAGAAGCCAAAUUGCGCACAAGCUGGCGGGCCAUGUUGUACAACUAAGCCAGCAUAAAUUUGCAUCAAACGUGAUCGAGAAGUGUUUGGAAUACGCUGAUGCUGCAGCAAGGGGAAUCUUGAUUGAAGAAAUCAUCGGCCUUGGUGACAAUAGUGAUAAUUUAUUGGCGAUGGUGAAAGACCAAUUCGCAAAUUAUGUUAUUCAAAAGGUUCUUCAAACGUGUACGGCCGAUCAGAGGGAAGUGUUGCUUGGUAGAAUAAAGCUUCAUCUCAAUUCAUUGAAGAAAUAUACUUACGGAAAACAUAUUGUUACGCGCUUUGAACAAUUGUAUGGCGAAGAACUUCAGGAAGCAGGUUCAUAACCUGCUGCUGAACACAUUGGUUCUGCAUAUGUGCAUGGCGGUUACUGAAACCGAAAAAUGGGACAAAGAUUCAUUUGAAACAUGGAAUUCACAAAAAUGUUGAAGUGCCAGUCGGCGUGUAUAGAACAUGUUUGAACAAUCGUGGUGCAUAGAACGUAGAAUAGCGAUCUGUGCUUGUAAAUUCGUGAACCUAUUUGUCCAAGUGUGUUGUGAUUUGAACAUCUGGUUUAGUUAGGAGCCCACUCAUGUACGGUCUUCCAUCUCAAGAUUAUUGUUGAAAUAAAUACUUGACAUAGAUAUCAAUCUCCUUGCUAUGAA